UUCCUCGCAACUUUCGAAGCUCGUCGCUAUUGUUUUGCUCGUUAAAACAUAUGCUAAAAAUAAACUUUACUUUCAUUGGACACAGAAUUCAAAGCUUUAGGUAGUUUCGGCUGCAGUUGCCUUAGCUGCAUAACAAAAGAAUACAAAUGCCUCACCUAAUUGCAAUUCAUACCGCGAACACAGCGCCGACAAUCGCCGAUUAGAGCUUGGCAAAAAAACUGUUCUUCUCGAUUAAACUCUGGUCUGACAGUCUCAUUUUGGAGCGUAAUGACGGAUCUAGUAGAAGACGGGAAAGCCAAGGCAGCUGGAGUGAUCUCCGUCUUGAUCGGUGUGUGCGCGUUUAUCGAACUGGUAUGUGGAUUUAUCUACCUCAGCAAAGGAGGCCCUGAAGGUUCUGGCUUAUGGUCCGGAUUUGGGGUAAAUAUUUUAAAUAUUGUCUGUAUUUCUCGUAAUUUCUGACUUUAUAUGGCGGCAUUAGUUUAGAGAUAUAAUAUUCAUUAAAUAAAAGUUUAAACGGAAAUCGUUCAGAGUUGGUGUGAAAAGCUUCUGUUGUCGUCAGUACCUGUGUUCCACUAAGUUUCGAGCCAAGCAAUCAUUUUCGCAUACGUCUUAAACAAGUGUUUUUUCUCGACGUCCUGUGUUCUUAUUAUUUCAUUUUAUUCCAUAUUUGCAUUAAUUUUCCCUGACGAAAGAUUUUAAACUACUGGUAAAUAGUGGCAAAUCCAUAAAAAGAACGUUAUCGUUUUGCCAGAGUACAACAUCGUCAUUAGUAAUUUAGAUUAUAUCACUAAGAAUAAAUUUUAGAAAGCAGUAGAACUUAGAAACUUGCAACGUUGUUUUAAUGUUUAUUACCUUUUAUGCAUUGUAAUCGAUUCGCGAAAAAUCAAAUCCAAAGUCAAUAAAACUAGAGCAAAUGCAAAAUCGCUCAUCUUUACUCCAACUUUAUCAGUUUCCGCAGAAAAUUUAUGUCAGUGAUGCCCAUUCUUUUUUAACACUUUCUCUCACUGGUAACCCUGUAUGUAAUAGAGGCGAACUUGACACGAAUUCAUUAUAUCCACUGAAACAGCUGCCAAUCACAUCUAUUCUCAAGACACAUUAAAUUUCUGGUAGCAUUGAGUAAAUGACUGUUAGUGAAGCAUUGAACAGCAUUCGAUUUGGUUUGUGACGCAGGUACCAAUUUUUCAAAAUGGCGUGCUCUUUUUUAUUCGAAGAUGUCCGUGGUUAGAGACAAAAUUCAAGAAAAAAACUUCUCUUUCAACUGAAAAACAAAUGACACCACGGGCAAGCCCACAGACUGAGUUUAAGUUUAAAGGUAGAUGAAUAUACUGGUAUAGAAUCUUGGUUCCGAAAACGAAUUAAAGCACAGUAUGUUAAAUUAAUUCUAGGCGAAAAGAUAACUUUUAAAAAAUAAAACAAAAUACAGUAUUCAUGUUAUUGGUAGUUCAGCCGUGUCAAAAUUUCGAACUUUGAAAGGAUGAGCGAUGUUUCACACAUAAAGUAGAUCGUUUACUUUUAUUCACUCGGUUAAGAGUCUGAAUUUCAUUCUCUCUGGUUUGCAAAAUAUUGAAACAUGAAUGUCUCGCAAAGCGCUUUAAGUCGUGAUUCACUGCUUCACUGAUCAGUACCGCUGCAUAAAUUCUCACGAGCAAAAUGGAAGUCUGACAAUCAGACUCCAUAAGGCUCUGUUAGUUUUUCGCUCUUGAUCAAAAAAAAAAAGUUUUCUUGCAACGCGGACAUCAUUAUAUAAAAUUCUUGACUUUAGACAUAGUGGAAAAGCGAUGUUAUUCUAGAGCAAUUAUUGUUCCUUGAUUUCUUGCUGUUUCUAUUAGAGCAGGUUGGUUGCUUUCUCUUAACAGUGUAAAAGGCCGUUUGUGGGAUUAAAAGACCAGAUCAUGUGACUGAGUCGGUCAAUACAGUGUACGAUUUUUCCCGGGUUAUUUUGCCUUCCUCUUACUUCAGACUCUAAUUGAAUCCAUUCAGUCUUAUACCCUUUUGUGUAAAGGCAUAAUUUGUUUUUCCGAAUACGAAAAAAUUUGCAUGUCAAUACCUUAAAUACUGAAAAGCGGUGACCUGUGUGGUCUUCUUGAAAAUGAACUUAUUUCAAAGCAUGGUAACUUUCAAAAAAGGGAAGCAUCUGGAAAGGAAUAGUGUUGAUGUUUUUUAACUUGACUGGUUUGUUCAAACAACAUCUGGGAAAUUUUCCGCAUUUACUGGGGAAAAGUUGUAUUUUGGCAGAAUGAGUUAACGUUGCCAUGGCAAACCCGCGGUAGAAAAAGAUAGUAAAAAAGCGCUACCAUUUAUUUUUUUGCUCCCCCGUGGUGAUUAUAUUCAGUUUACAUUUCAAGAACACUGUAAGAUCACUUGUAAGGUGGGCAGAAAGAAAUUAUGACGAUGAAAUAAGUCAAAUAUAAGUACUUGAAAAUGCUCGCUCCUUCGAAAUCCAAGUGUUGAAUUACUCCAUAAGAAAAACGUUUUAAUUGAGAUAUGAUAGAAUACAAUUUAAUUUCCGUGAAGCUCUUAUCGAUUUCAGAACUUGAAAAUCGACGAAUAGUAAAUGUUCAUCUUGGAAUACAGUUCGAUUUAGCCGUUCUAUUAAUACAGACACCGUCUAAUUGUUAAAAAAAAGUGAAAAAAUCAGACAAUAAGAAACCUGACAAAGAAAAAAGAUUAAAGAAACCGGAAAAUCAUUAUAGGUAAUAGCACGAUUUGUAGUGAUAAUUAACAGCUUAAUCAUGAUGCUCACAAUAUACAAAACCAGCCUUGGGAAGGACAAGUAGAACGUAACAAAUUUAGCCAAAACAUUUCAUUCCAGUAAAAUCUUUUCGAAUUAUGCAUGCAGAACGUGAGCCUGGGAAAAAACAGAAAACAUUUCGCGACGCCACCACUAGCCUCGCGCAGACAUUCUCAGGCGUGCGUCACGCGUUAAGGAACGCGUAAAGCACGCCUAAGGGCCUCUUCAUAUGAGCCCGGUUGACCGGGCUGGCCCGAUUUCCGAGAUCUCGCCUCACCUCUAAAUCCUUUGUAAAAUUUUCAAUGUGUUCAUACGAGAGGGCGGGCUGGCUCGGUUCCCGAGAUCUCGGUUUUUCCAACCGAGAUCUCGGUAAGCGGGCUGAAAAUUUUGCCAUAUGAACACUUCAUCCCGGUUACCGGGAUGAAUGGCGAGAUGAAUUCUGGCGGUCCGGAUGGCAUCGUCUUGCAUUGCCUGCUGCAUUUUCCACAUCAUAAGCAUCCCAUUUAACUGCCUUGAUACAGCUUUAAGAGUUACCGAUGGUACGGAUAGGCCCGAAAGUUAAAAUUUUUGUGUUUCGCCAUGUUUGCUUUGUUUCCCGAAUUUGGCGCCAGAACUCGUUCCCAGGAUCUUUGACCUUUUCUCAUCUCGGAAACCGGGCUGAAAUUUCUCAUAUGAACCCAAAGCAAAAUUCAUCCCGGUAACCGAGCCAGCCCGGUCAACCUGGCUCAUAUGAAGAGGCCCUCAGAAUGUCUGCAGGGGAGGCUACGCCACCACUGCUUUCCGUGCGAAUGGUGGCCGCGCGAAAUGUGGGCUGUUUUUUCCCUGGCUGGCGAAAGAGGAAUAUUAAAAUAUUUUGCUUCCAUAAACUUGUAUACUCUACAAUCAGGUUUUUACAUCUGUCAUUGUAAAAUGCACUGUAUCCAAUCGGUGGAAAGUCAUUACACAUUCGUCACUUCAUGCGUCGCUUCAUUCACUUGUUUUGGCUUCGAGGCGUGCGCGUAAAAGGACUUAAGAGCGACUUUCUGUAAAUACCACGGAUAGGUGUGCCAGAUGGAAAAAUCGAAAUCCCCCAAACUUUGUCCCAACAAAGCCCUUUGGAAACUAUUUUAGAAAAUACAAGACUCAGUUCGUUUGACUUAAUAUUUUCCAAAAUAAUAAUUUUUUUUAAUUUUCACCUUCGAGAGGCCUUCAAACCACCGAAAAAUGUGCUUGAUACCCUCGAUUCGUGAAUGGAAACGGAAACUAAUACCAUAACUUUUCUUACAUUAAACAAUUUUAUGAUCCUUCCUUUCUACCUAAACGUUGUUACAAUUUCAAAAGAUUUCAAUCUGAUUUUUUAAUAUUUUUUCAAAAUUACCCUCUAAAUCAGCAUUAUCGCGACCAUCAAUUUUGCCAUUUUUCAACGGCGAAAAUCCCUUCCUGGUACAUGGCUUUCAUUAGAAAAAUGGUAUUCCAGAGAAAGAGCAAUGUUUCCCCUAUCAAUCUGUGAAAUAAAAUUCUGGGGCAAUUGAAACUGCGAGUUUUUACAACGGAAAACAUUUACGGUACUCGCGUGAUUUACGACCUCUGAACUUGCAGUUGUCGUGAUGAAUACAAGCGAGAACCUAGACAGCACUUGAAACCCUGACGCAAAUUAGCCCCUUUUCCGCCAGUUUAAACACCAAAAACGAUUUUAGAUUUCACAGUGGUGAAUUUUCAAAAGGAAAAGCAAUUUUAUUGUGCGAAAGUGUGCUAUGACCUUCUUGACUACAAACACUUCCCUUACGUGCGUAUUUGUUUACUUUUGCCGUACACAUAUGUACAAAAUGGCUAAUAGUGUCGGUAGCUAUUCUUUCAAAUGCUCUCAUUUCUCAUGAACCAAAUCGUUAUAGCUAUAAAAAAAGGAAAACAUUUUGACCUACCUCACAUUAUUUGACAACAGACCCGAAUCCUUUACUGCCUUUAUCGAAACGAGAUCGCGUGACAAAGAACUUUGAGACCCAGGUUAUACCGCGCAGACAGAUACCAUUCCGAAAAAGAAACUCACGCGGCACCUUCUGUAGCUAUGAAAGCGAAACAUGUAAAAAAUCAAAAUCCAUAGUUUCGUUGACGUAUCUGCCAGAGCGACCCUGCAAACGUGACACUAAAAAAAUAUUUUUUCGUCAAAAGACUAUAUAGGGGUGGGCCCUUAUACAGUGGAAUAAAGAACCUACGAAUGAUUUUCUUUACCUCGAUAAUAGUAAAAUAUGCCAUAAAACCUAUAUUAAAGCCCCCUGUCAAAUAAGCCCCUCCCUCUGAUUAGCCCCCCCCCCCCUUCUAUCAAGCACCCGCUUCCCACCCGUAAUUAUUCUUCACUAAUAAAUGAAAGACUGUAUUAAUCAAUCACGACGGUAAAGGCUUCGUGUGGACUGAUCCGGGAUGGUUUAUUUACCAACGUGAAGUUCGGAUUUGAUAAUGAUUUUCGACUGCAUUACCUAAAACUUCCUGUACUUGAGCUUUUCCACUUUGUAGGCUUUAUGGAGAAGCGAUACCAUCUUAGUUUCUAAAUUAAACAUAUUAAGCCCCCCGUCUCUAUUAAGCCCCUCCCCCUCAAAUGAGCUUGAAAUAAUGAGCCCCCCGGGGGAGCUUAAUAGAGGAUUUACGGUAUGAAAAAAAAACCUGGAUAUAACGAAACCUCGUUUUAGCGAGCAAAUUUCAGGGGCACUCAACGACUCUUUUCUGUAAAAUAUAUCAUGGGAGAAGUAGAUAUUGCCUUGAAUUUUCUAUAGCUUGAGGACGCCUAAAAAUUUCUAGACGACCGUUCCGUUCCUGUUCAAUUUUCGAAGGUUAUCUUAUAAAUUCCCUACGAUUUUCUGAAGUUUAAUUUUUCAAAUUUUACAUCCCAGGUUGGGCUAAUUUUUCAUAGAAAAGAGGAAGCCUAAAAUGGUCGGAUUCAAACAUGUGAUUGAGAGAGGAAUCAGAAAAAUUCUCACUUUCGUGAUACGUUAAAUUGCAUCCAAAAUUUUGGGGAAAAUAAUACUGAAGCCCUUGUAAUUUCAAAAAUGCUCAAUGCAAGUUUCCCUAGGAUGACCGAACAGGAACAAAUUUUACAAGCCGCUUAGAAUGCAUUUCUAGAGAUCUAAAAGUACUCUGGGUGCACCAUUGAAAAUGUUUUCAAUGAAUUUAGAAGGAAACCGUCGUUGGGUGGCUCAGAAAUUUUUUUAGGCCCUUGGCCCUUCGUUAAAUCGAGGUUCCACCGUAGUCUUUUUGUUUUCAUCACGCUCGUUUUAAAAUACGCUUAUGAAUUCCUUACUUGUAUUCUUAGGAAAAAGUGCUAAGUCGUAGUCUAAAAUGUCAUCCGUCCCUUCCCUCCACCCCCUAAGGGGCAUUUCAGACUAGACAUGGCGGGGCUAAAAACCUGCAUAACCUUAUAGCACCUCUUGUGUUUAAAUUUUCUGUAGUUCUGGCAAACUCGAACAAGUUUUGCAUUUCUGAGGAACGUUUUGCCAAAAUAUAGGUUAUGGCACAUGUCAAGCCAGAAAAAGUGAGCAGUUUGAUAGAAAAUGUCAAGUACGACUGAACAACGCCCGUAAAAGCGCCCCUAAUGACUCGUGCGGGAGGGGGAGGCUGGGUGGGGAGGGGAAACUCUGAAAUUGAGCAAAGAGGACCUAGCUCUAAGCACACCGCCUGCUUUUUAGUUGUCCGUUUCCCUUGGCAAUAAAUUUUACCCACAGUGUCGAGCAACUCUUCAAAGGAGAUUGCAAGCCCUUAUAUUUGGGCCCGUCAGGAACGCUCAGCGGUGAAACCAAAGAUCGCGCCCUCAAAAAACUUAUUUUAACUUACUGAAAGCUGUUUUUUCUUGACCUAUUUAACUUAUCGUUAGGAAAGAAGAAAAGGAAUCUCAUAAUUAGCGUAUGUAUAAAACUAUCAAGAAAUCUCGAAAUUCUGGGUUUUCUAAGAGAACAAAUACUUUCGAAAAAUUUAGGAGAAAGUCCGUGGACUGGAAAUAACUCGCUAUCAAUUAUCCCGAAGAUAUCCGAAUAUCUCACAUUUCAAGCCCACGUUAAUUCGCUUCAUUUUUGAGGGGAGCCAACAUUAGCCGCGCCUCUGUUAUUUUUUUGCGCCUGGGUAUCUCACGUUAUGCUUACGCGUAUCCACAAGUGUGUCUUACAUCCUACGCUUACGUAAAGGUUAUAUACCUGGAACGAUGGGGUAUGUGAUAUAUUCACCUGGUACCGCCCCGAGGGCUACGUGUGUAAGACUGUUCCUUUUCAGAUUUUCAAUAGCAAUGCAAAAAACAAUAGCUUUUAGUUAGUGCGAAAGGCCUUUCCUUCUCUUUUAUUUUCGUUUCCUUUUUUUCUCAAAAAACGCAGUUUUUUUUCAAGGUGCGAGGGGCGUGAUCAUUGGUUCCACCGCUCCAGCGUUCCAGACGGACGCAACUAUACGGCUUGCAAUCUUCUUUAAAGAGUUGCUCAAAAAUAUGAGCGAAAUUUAUCUCCAAGGCAGACUCACAGCUAAAGCGCAGACGGUAUGGUUAGACCUGGGUCCCCUUCGCUCCAUUUCAAAAUUUCCCCCCUCCCCCUGCCAGAAUCAUUAGGGGCGCUUAUACGGGCGCGGUUCAGUCGUACUUGACAUUUUCUAUCAAACUGCUCACUUUUUUCUGGCUUGACAUAAGCCUAUAUUUUUCCCAAACGUUGCUCAGAAAUGCAAAACUUGCUCGAGGUUGCCAGAACUACUGAAAGCUUUGCUUUUAACACCAAAGGUGCUAUAAAAUUAUGCAGGUUUUCUAGCCCCGCUAUGUCCAGUUUGAAAUGUUCUGCGUUUCUUCGCCCCACCCCGAAACGGGAUGCCGCCCCUUACGGGGUGGAGGGAAGGGACGGACGGCAUUUAAGACUAGGAAUUAGCACUAUUUUCCCCCUAAAUGUCAUUUUUCUAAGGAUACAAGUAAGGAAUUCAUAAUCGUAUUUCAAAAUGUGUAAGCAGGCGUUUAUGGAAAGUAAGAGAAUGUAAGGGCCAACCACUUCAUAGUCUGUUGUGGAAAAUAUGUUUUUUCAGUCUUACGUUUUCAUAAUCGCUCUAGCGGAUAAGUCAGUGAAACUAAGGAUUUUGAUUAUUUACAUGUUUUGCUUUUAUAGUUACUGAAGGCACUGCGUGAGUGUCUUUUUCGGAAUGGUAUCUGUCUUCAACCUGGGUCUCAAAGUCCUUUGUCACGCAAUCUCAUUUCGUUAAAGGCAGUAAAGGAUUCGGUUCUGUUGUCAAAUAAUGUGAGGUAGGUCAAAACGUUUUCCUUUUUUAUAGCUAUAACGAUUUGGUUCAUGAGAAAUGAGAGCAUUUGAAAGAAUAGCUACCGACACUAAAGCCGUUUUGUACAUAUGUGUACGGCAAAAGUAAACAAAUACGCACGUAAGGGAAGUGUUUGUAGUCAAGAAGUUCAUAGCACACUUUCGCACAAUAAAAUUGCUUUUCCUUUUGAAAAUUCACCACUGUGAAAUCUAAAAUCGUUUUUGGUGUUUAAACUGGCGGAAAAGGGGCUAAUUUGCGUCAGGGUUUCAAGUGCUGUCUAGGUUCUCGCUUGUAUUCAUCACGACAACUGCAAGUUCAGAGGUCGUAAAUCACGCGAGUACCGUAAAUGUUUUCCGUUGUAAAAACUCGCAGUUUCAAUUGCCCCAGAAUUUUAUUUCACAGAUUGAUAGGGGAAACAUUGCUCUUUCUCUGGAAUACCAUUUUUCUAAUGAAAGCCAUGUACCAGGAAGGGAUUUCGCCGUUGAAAAAUGGCAAAAUUGAUGGUCGCGAUAAUGCUGAUUUAGAGGGUAAUUUUGAAAAAAUAUUAAAAAAUCAGAUUGAAAUCUUUUGAAAUUGUAACAACGUUUAGGUAGAAAGGAAGGAUCAUAAAAUUGUUUAAUGUAAGAAAAGUUAUGGUAUUAGUUUCCGUUUCCAUUCACGAAUCGAGGGUAUCAAGCACAUUUUUCGGUGGUUUGAAGGCCUCUCGAAGGUGAAAAUUAAAAAAAAUUAUUAUUUUGGAAAAUAUUAAGUCAAACGAACUGAGUCUUGUAUUUUCUAAAAUAGUUUCCAAAGGGCUUUGUUGGGACAAAGUUUGGGGGAUUUCGAUUUUUCCAUCUUGCACACCUAUCCGUGGUAUUUACAGAAAGUCGCUCUUAAUUAUUAGGAAGUCGUUAUCGCUUUUAUGCUUUACGGCUUCCGCUUAGUUGAAGAGGAAGACCAUGUAAUAUAAAGCCGACACGUUUAUUUACUGAAAACGUCAAGGCAAUUUGUACCAAGUGACAAAGUUUUCCCUGUUACUUGUCAUACUUAUCAUUAUAUCAUCACGACUGGUACCAACUAUUAGAAGUUUAUUUUGGAGAGUUUUAUCUGUUGAUUUUCCAAUUUGAGUUAAUGCAAACGAACUUCAAUAUGACGUGCAAACAUUAGCCACAAAGGACUGCAAACGAAUAUGCCGAAGAACGUAGGAUCUAUGAAGACCUGAUCAGCAAAAAUGAAAAGUAGACAUUAAAUUCUGCAAGCAGAAUACUGCAAUGCUGAUCGUGCUACGUGAAAAUUAACUCUGCAAGACAUCAACACGACACCGAAAUAACUCAAAACGGAGCGGGAUUGUAGCCACCAGCAUUGCAGUAUUCUGCUUUCAGAAUUUAAUAUGUCUACUUUUCAUCAACCCUUUACAUCAACUUGACACUUGGACUCUUGCCUCCCAGAAGACACGUGGCAUGGCAUGAUUCUGUGGGUGUUGAGAGUUCUAGGUUAGGGCGUAAAUCAGAGUGCGCGGAUAUUUUUCAUCAGAGCUUUCUCUGGUUGUUACACCAUACUGACAAGCCCCAAAGAGGGCGAAACAGCUGUCUAUGGCUACAAUCCCCCUCAACAUCUCGCUGAUAUUUUCGUAAAACACGUUUUACAAGUUAUUGCAUAUUGCAAGUCGGCUAGAUUGCAUUUUAUACCACAGAAAGAGGAAACUACCUCUAAUAUGAUCCAAAUUUUUUCUUAGUCAAUGACUGUUUUUCCCAUUAAAACAAGACUUGUCCUUGUCAUACUGAAUCCACUUUCAUGGACGGAUCCAUGCAGGAAUUUUUUGUAUGGGUCUAAACUUUUGCACACCCUUAAACUUUUUUUACAGCCUGUUUACUAAUUAUCACCCCAAGCAAGGUUAUCCUGAUUCCGGAAUCCGGGAAAUGUUUGCUUAUAGGAUUCGCAAUCGGGGAAAUUUUUUCUUGUGAAAUCCGGGCUUUGGGCUUUGGGCUUUGGAAUCCGUUACUCAGCUCAAGGAAUCUGGAAUCCAUUACCCGGAAACCUGAAUCCAACGCUGUCUUGGAUUCCCUGGGGGUGAAGCUUCUAAUUUCCAUCAGUUACAAGCUAUUUUCUAGCUAGUAAACGUGCAACCCUCAAUUUCAGUGCGAGAGUGUUUUCACAUGACGUCACGGCGGCCAUAUUAGUGUCCCAAAACAAUGAAACGGCGGCCAUGUAGGUGUCCCAAACCAGUCCUGUGGGAGUAGAACUCCUAUGUUAUGUGAACGCUUUCUUUUGUUCCAAUAAAUGUGCAUAGAUGCUGGCCACGUGAGUGAAAACGCUCUAUUAACGUUUCCAGUCUGAUGGGCGUACCUAGCGGUCCAAAAGCCCCGGACCCUCCCAGGCCCCCCAUCCCGGAUUCGCCAAUGACUUUCCAGUUGUUUAUUACCAUGCCUUUGCCGUAUUGUCCAUUUAGCAUCGUUAUUAGUAUAUAAAAACAUCACUGACUUUUUAAAAAUAAACAGACAUUUAUCAAUUUAUUGAUAAAGACCAUAUUGACCUCAAGCCCUUAUACAAUAUUCGUUAGAAAAUAUUUCUACCAUAACUCUGCCCUAAGGCUGAAACUUAUGACCAUAUUCACUAAUUCCGCAUCGCCACGCCCUCUAAACUUUGGAACUACAAAAACGACGCGUGUUAAAAAUGAAAUAAUGUUGUUUUUGCCAAUUUUCUGAGUAACAUCUUAGUCAGUGUGUACUUCUUUCUCUGACAGCUGGCCGUUAUAGGUGUCCUGGGAAUCGUGGUCUGGUUGAAGAAAAACAAAACUGUGGUAAGUUGUAGACGGAAAACUUUAUGUUGCCCAUUAAGAACUAUAAUUGAUCCUUUAAGUCCAGGGGUACUCCUGGGAAUUCUUGGUGGGGGUGUACCGCCCGUGUCUCUAAACACUGACCCUGUUUCAGGCCAAAAAUGUAAUUUUCCACACCCGUUUUCAGACCUGAAGGUACUCACAAAACGAAACAUAUACCAAUGAAUGCUGAGACUAGAACACCAACAAAAAAUUUCUUAAAAUCCAUUUCGAAUUCGCACAUCCCCCUUUCUUUCUUAUUCAUUUGGAAUACAUUCACGCACUACCGUAGUUCCCUCGAAAACCAUACCCAAUUCCAGACCAAAAUGACCAAAGUCUAUACCGUUUUCAGACCAAAACGGCGCAAACCCUACCCUUUGGUGCGGCACAUACAUAUAUGGCUUAUAUGAGGGAGUACCCCAGGGGGCCUUUAAGUUCCAAGACGGUGUCCAACGUCAAUGUUCUCCCAACAAUAUCAAAAUAAAAUCAAGAGAAAAGGGUAUUACAACCAAUAAAAUGAUCAUCAAAGGGAAAAUGCUUUGAUCUUUUUUGCAAAUUCUCUCAACAAACUAUUCCAGGAAUCAGUCUGGAGAAUAAUUUUGCGUAAGUAAAUAUUGGGGUUUAAGGAGUUAAUGCCCGGUGGGUGGGAAUCCCUUAUAAAAGUGACGGGGUUGCUCUUCGGAAGAUUCAAAUUAAACACCCAAGGGAGACCAAUGUGGGUGUGGCUCAAGCUUAAUUUGACCCCUAGGGGAGAUUUCUGUGUGGUCAGUGUCAGGUAUUUUUUGUACCUGAAUUAGCAAAUAUAGUGACUUUCCAUUCCAAACACCAAACCAAAAUCUGCAAUUUACACCCCAAAGCAAGACGACGAGCAUCCCCGUCACAUUUAUAUUGGAGUUUCUCCGGGUUAAACGACUUGAAUUGUGGUUUACAGUGGCGUAGACCGUUGCCUGCGGUGUGUUUUUUCUCCCCCAGUUUUCAAAUUAAACGGAUUGGAGGCAGGGUCGUUGCCGAAUUAUCAUCAUACUGAACAAAAAAGAGUGAUGAGUGAUGACGACUAGAUUGAGCUGUGAAAAUUCGUCUAAGUAAGAAAUCCGGUUUCCUGGAUUACGAUACACAGCUUUUUCUUAUAAGUUGGUUAAGAUGGUUCAGGGGCGUAGCCAGGAUUUUUCCAGAGGUACGCCCAACUUUUUCUACAUCGUCUCUUCCCCCUUCCCCACCCCCUCCCCGCCCCUACCCAAAUCUCUAUCUUUUUAAGGUGCCUUUAGGGUGGGGUUAACGGUUGUAACCCUAAGCAUUUUUGCUGUUUAUGAAAUGUCGCAAGCUCUAAAAUUCCUUAAUUCUGUCGGUUUAUUGGGUUUAUGGAUGUCGACCUUUAAUCAUUAAUUCAGCUAUUAAAAAUCAAGCUAGUAGUACCUCCGACUUACGUUUACAAAUGACUGUUUUUUACUGCUUUUUGUCACAUUGUUUUUGACCGACAAAAGCACCACACAUUGACGUUAUUGUGCUCUACUUCAUGUACUGCGAAGACAGGUCAAGGAGAAAACACCAUGGCGCGUUCACGCUUUACCUCAUCGACGCGAGCUUGCUACAUAAAUAUAUCAUCCAUGAUUCGGUUCACCAAUUAAUGUCGUCACUUCUCUAAAAACCGACGUUUUAAAUUAUAUUUCUUUCAUUUUAUUUUUUCUCCUCAACUUUUUCGGAUACGCACGUGCGUAACGUGCGUACAGGUAGCUACGCCCCUGUGGUUAGAGAAAUGUUCAAAUUGGGAAGAAAAUGUUUAGGGUUUAUUUGUCACUUGCAAAAACUUAAGGUUUGAUUCAUAAGGAGGGGGUGUAAGUGGCAAAUUUAGCCUGACAAGUUCCUAAAAACAAGAUUGUUACUUGCGAGUUUUUACUGCAUAGUAAAUUAUCUUAUGCAGAAGAUUAAUCACUUGCAUGCAUAAUUUAGAUGGUCUUUUACCUGGUGAUGUGUAUCCUCUGGUUCAUUAUUAUGAUUAUUCAAGUCAUCAUUGCCCUUAUCGCAUGGCUCAUCUGGACAAUUAUCCGAAGGGUGGUGGAUACAUGUCAUGAAGUUGGAGACACUUGCGUUUGUGAUGGCACAGAUGAGAGUGCUCCAGUAACAGGUGAGAUAAGAACAAGGCAUGUUGUGCUACCAGGGCUGAACCUUAAUAAGGGACUUUGUGGGUCCUACAGGAUCCUACAUGCACCAUUUGGACUCUUCAAAAAUGGUUCCAAAGGGUGCUGAGCUACCAGAUGAAUCUUGUCCAGGGACCUCCACGAUCCGAAAGGAUCCUAAACGUACCAUAAAGGGUGCCGUGUGCUAACAGGUACACCCCGUUAGAGCUGUUGAGUAGGAACCGUCGGGGAUCCGGUAUACAUGCACUACUUUCAUUCUUCAAAAUCGUGGUUCCUCUACUGGAAUUUUUAAACACAUCUGAUUUAAAUUCAAUAAUCAAAAUAACCACUUCUUAAACUAAUCUUUGCUGUAAACACGGGAAAUAGGAAGUGUUCAUUGUGAGUAAGUGAUAGGUUUGCGCUUGGAAAAAUUCAGAUCUAGUGGACUUAUUUAUUGAUAGUCAAGACUUCUUGGUUCUAAAAAGUAUUCAAACUGACUUUUAUAACAUAACUCUCGUAUUGUUCUUUCGAGCCCUAAUCCUAUAAAAUCCGCGUAUUUCGGGUGACUAUUGCUACUGUUUAUCUAAGGGUUAUGAUCACUCGAGUGACACAAACGCAAGCCCAAAAGAAAUUUUUUACACGUCCUACGCAAGCGCCAGCACAGUAAGAUACGCAUGCGCAUUGAAAAUCCUGCAUACAUCCCAUCAAGGUGCAAUCUCGACCCCAGAGCUCUUAUGCGCAUAACGGCCAGGGAGUCAGAAGCGUAAGCACUGGGGUCGAGAUUGAUCAGGGAGGACAUACUGUACUUGCUAUCGCGGUUGCGUUUGCGUAAUCCCGCUUCAUUCGUGUAAAAUGCAAAUGAAAGCGCAAGCAUCUUACCAAAGCACUCUGCACAUCAACAGCAAUCGUAGACUAUUUAUCAACGCGGCUUCAAUUUUCUAUUGUCUGCACUCUUAUAGGUCUAGAAAUACGUGCAUUACCUGGCAAAGAAAAAUCAAAAUCAUGUGUUCUUUAAGACCACACAACGAGAGGUUUGGAUAUCAAGUUUAUUGAGUCAGAUUUGACAACAAGUACACAAAGUAGCGAAUGACGUCAUAACUAAGUCAAUAGACUCACGCAGGAGGGUGGCUGGGUAACGUGCUUGCCUUUCGAAUUGAGCUUAUGACUGAAACGUUCAUGCAACGGACGAUCAAAUAAGCUUUGACGUCAAAUGUGAUCGACGUGUAAUUAAAAUUGUUGCACAAUGAAUUUGGAUUUUGAUAUAGCCUGUGAACAGGCUCUCUCUUUGGGGUUUUGAUACUGACGGUUGGAAUGAUUAUAGGACAUUUUCAACCUAAAAAUAUGUUUUCACCUCUUAGUGCACAACUGUGAUGACAUCAGGGUGAUUGAAUCCUGCUUUUUGGCCAUUCUAAUCGUGUCAGGUUUUGCUGCCAUUUUCACACUGGCCGGUUCCAUCAUUGGCUGCAUGGGAACAUGCUGCGCAAGAACUCAGGUAAUCAAGCCCAGCCGUACAUCCCGGGGGAGGUACUUGCUAGUAAUAGGCUAAUGGGAAUGUACCUUUGGAUGGGGUCGUAUUUUCUCGACUGGAUUGACUAUAAUGAGGUUGCAUUUUAAAUGGAAGUUACUAGAAUGGGGUCGCACAUUUUCGGGAUUUAGUUAGGGGUAAGAAAAUUCUGGUUAGUUAGGCGCACUCCCUUUUUAGGUGGGGAUGAUGAGUGGCCAACUUCUUGAAACUCUUACCCUAUCUCAGACCGAAAGAUGUGAUUUUCCCUACCCUUUGUCAGGGCUAAUAUCGCUCUGAAGAGAAGAAUGAUUCAAAAAGUACCCAAUUCUUGACCUUGGCUCCAGAGAACAUAAACCUUACUCCAUCUCUCACCCAAACGGUAACAUCAGUGCCCAAUACUGGAACAGAAGAGCUCAUAAAACUAUAUCUUUGGCGCUUGUAUGUUGAUACAGCUUACAUCAUAAGGGAGGUAUUUAGGGUAUUUUAAGUAUAUUAGCGAGCUUUGAAAAAGUCUGUUUCAAACCAGAGAUAUCUUAGCGUAGAUUUAAUCGUAAUUGCCGCUUAUUGUAUAAUACAAGCUGUUUUGGUCGUAUUUUAUUCUUGGUUUACAUUUUAUUUCUCGUUGAUUUUGAGUAUGAUUAUGCGACGUGAUAAUGAGUUUAGAAACAAAGGAAAUAUGCCCUCUGCGCUUCCUCUGCAAGCCGUUUCUUCACUGAGAACUUUCUAAGAAUUUGAUAAGGAUUUCAAAAGAGGGAAAUAAACCGCCUAAUCAGCUUGGCUUUAAUAAAACUAAACUGGAGAUUUUUUAAGGAGAAAAAGUGAUUUUCACUCAAGUUACCAUCAAUUAAACAUUUUACCAACAUGCGCCUUUAUCAUGUGCGUUGUUUUUUAUCCUCACAGCCAGCCAACGUUGUUGUGGUACAUCAGCCCACGGGAUACCCGAUGACAAUGCAACAAACUAUAAUGACUACGCAGCAGGGCUAUCCACCUCAACAGGGCUAUCCACCCCAGCAACCAUACCCGGGUCAACAGGCCGUGGGAGCUUAUCCUAUGCAGCAUCAGCAACCUGCAGAUGGCCCCCCUCCAGAAUACGGGCUUCCAGAAAAGCCGCAGUAGCAAAUAUGUAGUGUUUCAGCUUACCUUGAUCUGAUAUGAAAUCUGAUUAGUUUAGUUCAAAAAGCUUUCUCGUCUCGUCUCGUCUCUCGUGGUAGUGCGCGUGCAGAUCUGUCCACGCGCGAUUGGUGCACACUGGUUCCCGGCACAAAAUGGUGGUGCGUUCAAACCUUUAGUACCCCAUUUGUGUACAUAAAUACUCCAUUUCGCCCUGCCAGACGCCAUUUGAAUCAUGAGCUUAGCAGCGACUGCCCUGAACGGCCAAAAACGGUGUGCACACAUCGACCUGGUGCCCACUUUUGCACCGUGCCCAAAUUUUAGCAUGGGUAGUUAAAAAAAAGAGUGUGUUUACAUUCGUACUCAGCGAGUACCGUACGCGGGCGUUGUUCCCUCACACCAAGUGUGAACGCUACCUUAAAAAGAACUGUUUAGCGCCUUAAUCAGCUUCGAAGUUAGUCUCAUUUUAAUUCAAGCACGUAGAAGCCUAGCAAAAGCGAAGACGCAAAGCGCCUGGGAACGAGUUUGUACCAUGCGCUGGCAAGCUGCUACCUUUCGUCUAACUUUUUGUUUUCUUUUUCUUUUAUAUGUGUGUUUUUUGGGGGGGAGUGUUUCGUUAUGAGAGCAGAUUUUUUUGCAAAUUUGCUCCUGAAAAGCUAUUUCCAAAAUUUGAACUGAGCUGGCACUCAACUAAAGCAGGAUAUAAAAAAAAUCAGUGUUAACUUCAAGAGGCCUAUCAGCUAGGUCUAUAUGGAAUAGCUCUCUGUUGGUCUCACCAACAAGAACAGCCUGAACAAAAUUAAU
Porites lobata is the source of this 16298-nucleotide messenger RNA. NCBI's taxonomy places the organism in Eukaryota, Metazoa, Cnidaria, Anthozoa, Scleractinia, Poritidae. The record is from the annotation of a GenBank genome assembly.